Molecule: messenger RNA, 1230 nt
Organism: Baudoinia panamericana UAMH 10762
Lineage: Eukaryota; Fungi; Ascomycota; Dothideomycetes; Mycosphaerellales; Teratosphaeriaceae
Exons: 1
Biological process (GO): RNA catabolic process; ribonucleotide metabolic process
Cellular component (GO): nucleoplasm; ribonuclease H2 complex
Source: RefSeq, a predicted model, not a curated record
GCCUCGAAGGCGCAGCCACAGUCACAGUGGCAAGAUGAUGACAAUCAGCCACGAAGCAUCCAUACUCUGGACAUCAGCGAGGACGACCCACCGAAGCUGUUCGUAUUGCCCAAGGACCUAUCAACAGAUGCGCGCAUCAUCAGAUUGCCACAUCCCGUGAAUGCGAAACCCUGCCGAUACCUUGUCGAUCCCAGCCGUGGCUUCUACGAGUUCACCCGGGUUGCUGGGCCAAGUAGAGCGUGCCACAGCUGGUUACUGGCGCCUGAUUAUUCUGCGGAUGCUGCGGUUGAGAGCGAAGGCAAUGACAAGGCUGGUUAUGUGUUUCGGCAGCCUGAACUCCUUGUGGCAACCCCAAUUGACCCUCUCUUCGUCCUCCUACCAGCGUUAUGGGGAGUCGCGACUCAAGAAUGGAAGACGUUAGGAGACUGGCUGUCAGAUUACCCGGGCUAUGAAGAUCUGCUCGCUAUCCUACGAUCUGACAUGAGUGGAGCGAUCGAAAUUUUAUUGAACGACCGAAUGCGAGCCGUUUGCGAUAUCCUACAAAUGGGAUCAGGCGAGGACACCCUUUUCAAGCUGAACGUCUUGAUGCUUGCCGAUAUCGUAUGGAGCAAGGCUGCGUCAAUGGGCAAGGUAGGCUUGCCGUACAGCAUGGAGCAGCACUUUGUUCGAAAAGCUUUGGAAUUGCCGGAAGUCAGCGUGCGACGAGAAGAUAGCACAAUAAGCGCUGUACAGGAGGGGAGGAAGGCUGCCGACAGCUCUGUCAUACAGAUGACCUCCGACGCUGCAGAAGAACGCGACGUGCAAGCGCAUGGGCCCAAGUUGCAGAAAAAUGUUGAGCUAAGCGAUUUGCUCCGCUUCCGCACCGCCAUCAGAUAUCUUUGCAUGAACUACCUCCCACCGAGUCUAGAGACGCGCGUGCAGGCCAUGUACGCCGAUCGAACGUAUACACUGCAGCGGAAGACGGACUUGACCCCACUGGACGAGCAUCUGGCGCGGAUCAUGAGACUCAAGGCUGAAGCACAUGCGUUGCGCUCUAUCAGCGACAACAUUAGUCGCAAACGAGGUCUGGAUGAUGAUGAAGCGAUUGAGAAGGCUGAUGCAAGGAAGCGGAAGAAGGAAGAGGAGGAGGCAAAGAAGAAGAACGUCAGUCAGGGCGUGAAAAAGCUUAUGAAGGCUGACACGAGUGGUAUGCAGAAGAUGAGCUCGUUCUUCGUGAAGAAGGAGGUCAAG